Molecule: messenger RNA, 7772 nt
Organism: Paramuricea clavata
Lineage: Eukaryota; Metazoa; Cnidaria; Anthozoa; Malacalcyonacea; Plexauridae
Source: the annotation of a GenBank genome assembly
ACUCAUGCUGAUGCGAGCAAAGCUCAAAAUAGUGCGAUUACAGCUCUAAAAUACUGCGAUUUGGGCUGUAAUGCACUAUUUUUAGCCAAUCAGAUUGUUCGAAUCGCGCAUGAUUUCAAAAUGAAUAUGAUAAAUGUUAUUAAUCUAUGUAGGUUAGAUGCGGGUACAUUUGGCACAAUGGGAGUUGGUUUAGGUUUUGCAAUAGCUGCGGCAAUCUUGGUGAAAUACAAAGAUGAAAAAUUAGAUCCUCCAGCAAGUCGUGUGGUUUGUAUUCAAGGUGAUAGUGCUUUUGGUUUCUCUGGAAUGGAACUGGAGACUGUGUUCAGGUUGGUUUUACUCCUUCUUGCUAGUACCUUCUAGCUUGUUAUUACGCCUCUGUCAGUCUGUUACUACAAAUCACACCCUACCAAUCUAAUCAUCAAACUAACUGGGACACCGUAUAUUUACAUGUAACCUAGCCACAAAAAUAGUCUUGCCACCAUAUUUACCUGGACUAAAAAAACAGCUUAUUUUAAGAAAAUUGUUUUGAAAUAAUAACAUUUUUCUUCGAAGAAUAUUUUUUCUUGUUAUUCUCCCAAUAAAAUUCAAUAUCUUUUUUCUUGAAAUAAGAAAAUUAUUUUUUGCUGCAAGUUACAGUGUACCUGGCCACAAUGCUUACCAAUCCUUACAGUUUUAUCAGAAGACUCAUGAGUACAGUCUUUACUUUAUAUCAAACCACGGAUAUAAGACCUAACGUGUAGGUUACAUGCACAGUCAAAACACUCCUCAAACUAAUAUUGUCUAUCUAAAAAAUUAAAUAUUAAAAAAAAAUAAUGAAAGCGUUUUGGAAUCCGUGUUAAUUAAGGUGUUUCGAUCCAUUUCAACUCACAACAUGUGAUUUGUUUGAUCCGAAAUUUCAUCUACUGUGGUCUGUGGUUAUCCAGUCAAUUACAGUAACAAGGUUGUUACUCCUACUAAAGGCCCGUUAACACGGGCGAUUUUUGCUGCGAUUUUAGUUGCGAUUUUCUCCUUUUGGAGGAUAUGAAGGAGUAGAUUACUUAAUGACGUUGUUAUGAAAUUUCAUAACAUGGAACAUUUAUAACUCAUCCACUCCUUCACAUCCAUCAUCAGAAGAAAAUCGCAGCAAAAAUUGCCCGUGUAAACGGGCCUUAAAGUUUAGUAAACAAAAUUUCAUCUAUUGUGGUUAUCCAGUCAAUCACAACUCCUAUACUAAUGUUUAGUAAACAGUAUGUAACGCUUACAGCCGAACAGCUGUGGGUGAAACAUUAGUAACAUUGGAUGAAGUAGAGGAGAGGGCAAAUGAAGAGUUAAUGAAUGUUCGAAAAUGGCUGUCUGCGAAUAAACUUAGUUUAAAUAUUACGAAAAUUGAGUACGUUCUGAUUGGAUCACGGCAUAUUUAAAGAUAAAUAAUACGGAUGCCCAACCUAUAGAGUUAAAAUCGAUAGCCAGUCAAUCAAGAGUGAAACAUGUGCUUGGAGUUCAGAUUGGCGAGAAUUUAAAUUGGGGAAAUUGAAUUCAUUGUUAGUAAAAUAUCGUCAGGUAUUGGAGCUAUAAGAAAACUAAAGGAAUUUUUUGAUCGAAACACUUUGGUAUUGGUAUAUAAUUCUUCAAUUCAGCCUCAUUUUGAUUAUUGUUGCGAAUUUGGGAUGCACUUGGCAAAAGCCUUAGUGAACGUCUUCAAAAACUACAAAAUAGAGCGGCUAGACUGACCGGUCAGUCUAUUUUGGCCUGUAAUGCUCUUGGUUGGAUAUCGCUUGACGAACGUAGGGCGUAAAUGAAAGCCAGGAUCAUGUACAAAACUGUCAGUCAACAAAUGAUUACAAUUUAAGGGGUUCUUCGACUAGGCUUUUUAUUCCCAGGCCUAGGACGGAAUUCCUAAAAAAAAGAAGUUCCAGUUACAGUGGGGCCGCUCAAAUAUGGAAUCAGAUACCGGAAGAGAUAAGAACUUCGGUAUCUUAUUAUUCGUUUUUGUAUUGUUAGCACACCUCUUUUGGAAAUCAGCUGUGUGUUGAAAAGAUUAGUGUGUUGAAAAUAAAGUUGAUCAUCAUCUAUACGUUCACUUUUCUUCAGGCACAAAUUACCAAUAGUCUUCAUUAUUUUAAACAACAACGGAAUUUAUAAUGGCGUGGAUGAAGAAAGUUGGAAAGAUCUGACAAGUUCGUCUGAAGGAGCGGCAACGAGGUUUGUAAACUGGUUGACAAUAUUGAUAAACUUGAACUUGUUUCUCACUUUCAUGAGCCUUUUUUUAAUUCGAGUUACCAGGUAAAGAAUGGCCCUUUUAUUUUGAAAAAUAUAUUUUGGAACGCUGUUAGUUUUCUACUAAUUAAUGUCGAUUUCUUGUCUAAGUAAGGCUCAUAGGAGGUAGGACCUCAGAGUCUCGUUAGUAAUUAAUUGAAUUUUACUCUAUCAAGUUAUCCAUAAAAUGUCACCAGCAGUGACAUUAUGCAUAUAGCUGAACAUCACUCUUCAUUAUAGCAUGUAAAGAUUUUGAAAUUUACAGGGAAUGAAAAUCCGAAUGAAAAUGUUUUACCUCAUUUAGCGCUCCUCCGACAGCUCUACUGCCGUCGGCACGAUAUGAGAAGAUCAUUGAAGCAUUUGGCGGUAGUGGGUACUUUGUGAAAACACCACAAGAAUUAAACUUCGCUCUCAAGAAUGCAUUUGAAAAAACGAAUGAAGCAUCACUCAUAAAUGUUAUGAUAGAUCCUUUCUCUCAAAGAAAGCAACAGGUACCGUUAUUGAAGCCUGUUUUUCACUUCAACCGAAACAUAGCGUAUUUCGUUGUUUACUUAGCACUUGAGGCUGAGCAGAAUUAAUGAUAACGACACGAAAGAAAACAUUACGAUGUACGUUAUACCAUAUGGUUGAAGUGGAAAACAGGCAUACAUAAUAGACAACUUGCAUGUUAGACUAAUUUUUGAUUUAGGCAAAAAAAAGUAAAUUCCCGUAAAGAACUUAUUAAAAUCAGUAAAAUUGCAAAAUUUGGUUGCGAAAUGUUGUAAAAUAGCCGAAAACGGUAACAAUUUCAGCACGUAAUACAAAUAUACUGAAAAUAUGCAAACUUCGCAAGGCUAUAUUCUCUGUAAUUUACAACAUUUCGCAACCAAAUUUUGCAAAUUUACUAAUUUCAUUAUGUUCUUUUUAACUGUUGUGUUUGAUUCCCUUCUCUUUACUUAGAUUAAAAUUUAGUCUAACAUGCAAGUUGUCCAUUGCAGUAUAAUCUCGUUCUAACAAGCUUGAUCGUUGUUAGGGGUGAAACUAUACUUGAAAAGUACAAGGAGAAAUUUGACGUGUUGAGCGAAGACCCUUCGUUGGGACGUUAGUAGCUUCUGACUCCCUGACGAGGGGCCUCCUCUCGAAACGUCGAAUUUCUCCUUGUGUUUUUCAAGAUCAUCAAGAUCAGAUCAAGAUCAAUUUAUUUUAGCCAAUAAAAAAAAAUGUUUACAAUAUCAAAGAGAAAAAAAAUAUAACAUUUUGUAAGGCAAGGAAACCAAAAGAAACCAUAAGGGCUUAUGUAAUUUGGGCCACCUAGAUUAAACUACAGUAAUACAUAUAUAGCAAAAUUUUAGUGUUAGCUGUAAAAACAUAUCGAGCAAGAUACAAUGUGUAAAUCAAACAAACAAACGAACAAACAAAAUUUGGAUGAAAAGGAAAAAUAGACCAAAAAAUUGGGAUCAGGUUUUUGACAAAGCAUAGAUAGAAACUAUGUUACAUUGAUUGUGUGUUUAAAUAAUACAAAAUUAAAGUCUAAAUAAAUAUUCUUUAAGUUUUUUCCGAAAACUGGAGACGGAUGAAGCAUCAUAUAUAUUUUUGGGGAGGGAGUUAAAAAAUUUAGGACCUUGGUAAAUAAUAGCAAAUUUUCUCAGGUUAGUUCUACAAAAUGGGAGGAAAUACAAAUUCGAUUGUCGCGUAUUAUAAUUGUGAACUUGGUUAACACAUGUGAAAUACUCAUCAAAAUUAGACGGUAACAUACAAUUAUGGAACUGAUACAUAAACAAGCCUAAAUGAAACAAAUAAAUGUUGUUAAAUGGAAGAAUCUCAAGCUCGUUAAAAAUGGGAUAUGUGUGUGCAUCAUAUGAGGUUUUAUAAACAAUUCUGAUCAUUCGCUUUUGCAAAAGAGCAAUACGAUUUAAGUUUGAAGGGUAAGUUGAACCCCAAACUAGGAUACAAUAUUGCAUGUAUGGGUAAACGAGAGCGUAGUACAAUGAUAUUAAAGAUCGUGUCGGAAGACAAAAACUAGCUUUCUUGAUAAUUCCAAUGGAUUUCGACAUUUUUCUUGAUACAUGGGAUAUAUGAGACUUCCACGUUAAAUUUGCGUCUAAAAUAACUCCAAGAAAACUAACUUCAUCAACCAUAUCAAUCUCAAAGCUAUUUAAGACUAUUUUAGGAUUGAUAUGAAACUUUUUUUGUCUUGGUCUAAAAAUCAUAAAAUUGGUUUUCUUCAAAUUAAUUGAUAGUUUAUUUGCUGAUAGCCACACGGUCAGCGUGUCCAGUUCUCCAUUUACUUGAUCAAUAAGGAACGGCAAAUUGUUAUGCGAGAAAAACAGGUUUGUGUCAUCAGCGAAUAAGAUAAGGUCAGCAAUGUUGGAGACCUUAUUAAUGUCAUUAAUAUAAAGCAAAAAGAGAAGUGGAGCUAGUAUUGAACCUUGGGGUACACCACAAUAAAUAGAGUUUUUUUUCGAGUACACCACAUUGAACUGAACAAAUUGGAGUCUAUUACUAAAGUAACUUUUAAACCAAUCAAGUGCUACUCCACGAAUUCCAUAAUGCUGUAGUUUAUCAAACAAGAUACUAUGGUUAACGAAGAUGCCAAUUGUAAAUUCAUUGAGGUCAAUAGCGGAUGAAAUUUUAUUGUAUAGUUGCAACAAGGCUAAAGAAGUUGAAUGACCGCUUCGAAAACCAAACUGAUUGUCAACGAGAAUAUGGAGCCUGUCCAAGUAGUUAAUUAAACGAAUAGAAACAAUUUUUUCAAAGACUUUCGAGAAAAUUGGCAGGAUUGAUAUUGGUCGGUAAUUUGAAAAUAUUUGUCGAUCACCAGUUUUAAAAAUUGGAACAAUUCGAGCGAUUUUCAGUUGAUCAGGAAAAAAGCCGGAUGACAUCGACAAGUUGACAAGGUGAGGUUAAAGGAAUGGAUAUUAAGUCUAUGCAGUCUUUAAUAGUGUUGAUAGGUAAAUUAUCAUAUCCAGUGGCAACACCAUUUCUGAAAGAUUUGACUACGGCAGUUAUCUCUUGUUCUGUAGUCGGCUCGAAGAACAUAGUAUUUGUGAAAUUACCAGUGAGAAAAGAAGUGUGCGAGACCGGUACAAUAGGUAACUUUUUGGAUAAAUUGGGGCCUAUAUUGGAGAAAUAAUCACAAAAAUGAUCAGCAAUUGUGGGAGAGUCAGAGCAGUCGUUAUCAUUGAUUACAAAUGUGGAUGGAAGCCUGCUAUUCCGUCGUUUGUUUUUGUUGAUUAUUUCAUUCAAGAUGCUCCAGAUGUUUUUACAGUUAGACUUAUUAUGCUCGAUUAGAUCCUCGUAGUAAUGGCGUUUCGCGAUGCGUAAUAAAUGAUUUAAUUUGUUCUUAAAUCUUUUGUAUCUAUCCGUGUUGUCAGCAGUUGGAGAGUUUAAAUAACGCUUCUGGUUCUUUUUUCUUAUUGAUUUUAAAAGGCCGUUGGAAAGCCAAGGUUUGAAAACUGUUGACCUUUUAUUUUUUAUCUUUUUGAGUGAAAAACAGGAAUUGUAAAGAUUAGUAAAAAUAUUCAAGAAACUGGAGUAGGCCUUUUUUGGCUCAUGAAUAUUUUCGAGAUCAUACCAAUUAAUGUCGUGCAAACGAUUGCGAAAUUCGUUUAUAUUUUUUUCGCUUUUGUCACGAAAAACGGUAUAUGAAGCUUCAUCAGUCAGUGGUUCGUUAUCAUUGGAAAUAAGGUAGUUGCAUCCCUAUCAACGAUCAAAAGCUUGUUAUUAUUGGCAAUACCUGCACUGGCACAGACAGCUCAAGAUUAAUCUCGUUCUAGUUUAAUAUGUAUUUCCGCAAAGGUAAUAUUUGUAUCUCUUUCUAGGAAUUUGCUUGGUUAACGCGAUCAAAUUUGUGAAUUCUGGUACAGUUUACCUUAAUGAACUGUAAGUACUGUAGUAUUUUGAUGAAAUGGUCAGAACCUAAAAUGCCACUAACCCCAAAUAUAAUUUUUUGUGUAAUAUUUUUGCCAUUUUGAGAAGAAAUGCAUGUAAUGUAUCAUAGUACUGCCUCGUACCCAGGGAUAUGUACUAUUUAGGGAAGGUACAUGAAGUAUUCAGGCAGCCAGGUGCGCAAAGGGGCUAUUAGGAAGGGUGUAAUACUUCAUGUAAAUUCGUCAUACAAAUCAAACGCUGUUUUUAUAAAGAGACGCCUGGGUACGAGGCAGGUUAUAUAUAGAAAAAAGAUCAUCUUGAUAACUUUUUCACUCAAAGUCGGAUAUGUAAUGUCAUUGAAAAGUAGUUUUCAUUUGUUUUUUCUGCUAAAAUUCACCUAAUGACAUCGUAUCCGAAAAUUUCGACAGUGAAAACGUUGAUCAAGGUGACCUUUUUACUAUAAAGUAGAAUUCUUUUUCCAAAAAUCAAGGGUUAGUGACUGUAAUUAAGAAUUUUACUGGGCCCUUUCGAAUACAAACAUCGUCAAGCUGGAUGAUCUAAAUAUAACGUUACUCACUCACCUCACCAUGUAGUCGUAGAAUUAUAAUAGAGAGCUUGAGCUAGAGAAAGAAUUACGACGACGAAGACGUACUCGACCGCAGUCGUCGUGAACUCUUUUCCCCAGGAAAUACAUAUAUGAUGUAUACGCACAAUUAAUGGCGAUUAAAUCUAUCUUCAACAGUUAAAGGUUUAAAAUUGAAUGUAUACUUGUUUAGUUGUUUUGUAAGGGGGCCGGUUGUCAAGCACGAUUAGCGCUAACCCUGGUUUAAAUUUAACCCAUUGCUUUGGUUAAUGUUUAUCAGUACGUCACUCUGUUUAUUUCAAAACUUUAGAAAUUAAAGUGGAAGUCAAGUCCGUUCUGCGCAUCGGUUCUGCUCAUAACAAUGUGAGGACCCUCAAAUGUAAACAUUGCCUAAAUUUCGAAUGUUUCGAAUUUUUCUGAACAUAAACUCUAUUUCAUAUUCAUUUAGAAGCAUAGCGAACCAAAUGGUGUUAGAUAUUCAGACAGUACAUCAUAUUUUUAAAUAUACAGCAGUUCAAAAUGUAAACAAACCGUUUGUUUACAUGCGGACUUGACUUCCACUUUAAACUUCUGAUGAUCUACAAGACUCUGCAAAAAUAUUUCCAAGUUUAUAAACAAGCUGCUGGGAAGUAUGCUUUGAAUUUCACGUUAACCCAGGGUUGAGCUAACCCGCUUUCGAACGACCGGCUCUUGAGAGUUAAGAUUUUAGAAGUUUAGUUUUAACACGGUUUAUAGUGGUUUGAACCACCCCACUUUUCCAAGCACUACACCUAAUUUCUUAACACUCCUGACACUCUCCUCCGAUAGAGCCUUACAAUUUGUACUGACUAGUACGUGGGAGACAAAUUACGUAAUUGUUAGUCAAUAUCCACUGAAUGUCCUCUACUAUCCCUACGUUACCAUUACAAUUCUUUACUAUCCCUAUGUGUCCUAUGUUACCACUACAACAUAUUUGAAUUUUAGAUUCUGCGAAGGAGAGUGUUCUCCCAUGUUUGCUUAAUUAGUUAAUUUGACAUAAAGAUAUAUCGACACUUUACUAUUAUACUUAGACACGACAGUUAACGACUAAAUAGAAAUAAAAAUAAUUAAAAAAUUUAACCUGAAG